GUUCCUCUCACUGUGUGCACUGAGGCAACUGUUGCUGCUGUGAAGGACUUUGGCAGUGUGGGAGGUCGAAGUGUGAGGAAAAUCAUCCUGAUUGAUAACAGAGAGGAGGCAGUGAGGGCCAUGCAGGAAGCAUGUGACAGGCUUCUCCAAGGGAUAGAUACACCUGAUGAAGAUAAAGCAAGAGGAGCCACUGCCAGAGCUCCUGGAGGCAGAGUCCACAUGGAGGUUAUUCAGGGAUCGAUCGAGAGCCAACAGGUGGAUGCUUUGGUGUCUCCUAUGGUUGGCCAUGAUCCUCUCUCUACCCGUGUUGGAAAUACUUUGUUUGAAGUAGCUGGACCACAGCUGACCACAAGGUUUAGAAAGGAAGCAGAAGAUGAAAGAGACCCUGGUGACUCAGUACUGCUGGAGGGCUUACCUGGACUUCAGUCUAAUGCAGUCUUCUUCCUCAAUCUUGUUCCCUUUGAUGGUGACCCAGAUGGAGAUGCAGUCCAGGUUCUUCGAAUGGGCAUCAAAAAGAUCCUGUCUUCCUGUGAGAAGAAAGGAUUCAGAUCUGUUGCUCUUCCUGUCCUCGGUGCUGGGAUGGCCCUGCAAUUUCCUGUCAGUGUAGUGGAGAGAGUUUUAAUGGAGGAAGUUCAUGUAUUUGAAGAGGAGCGGGUGGGAAUCACACCAUUCCUGAUCCGCAUCGUCAUUCAAUCUAAUGAUCAGGAGAGACACGAGGCAUCUGAUGUUGUCCAAACUGACAAAUUCACUCAAAAGGUCCACAAUCUAGGUGCUCCUGGGCCUCAUGCUUUUCUCAUUGUGCUUCGAGUGGAUAAAUUCACAGAGCACGAGCAGGCUGUCGUCACUAAGAUAGUUCAGUAUUUCUCAGAUGAAGCUCUAAAAUAUGCUGUCGUUGUUUUCACUCACGGUGAUCAGCUUGACAAAAAUAUGAAAAUUGAAGAUUUUGUCAGUGAGAACAAAAAUCUGAGUGAUCUGGUGUCAAAGUGUGGUGGUCGGUGUUACGUAUUUGAUAACAAACACUGGAACAACAACCAGCCAAACAACUACAGGAGCAACCAGUUCCAGCGGGAGGAGUUGCUAAAAACAAUAGAAAAAAUGGUGGUGGAAAAAAACGGAGGUUACUACACAAAUAAAAUGCUGCAACAUUUGGAGAUGGCAAUUCAGAAACAGGUAGAGCACAUUAGACACUCAAUGCCAGACAAGACUGCAGAAGAGAUCAGAAACCAUGCUAAAACUGAUGUGUGCAACAGGUUUCUGAUCCAACUGACAGGGAUUGCAACAGGAGGUUUGCUCGGUGCUUUUUUUGGUGUAGCAGCAAUGGUUGGAUUAGCUGUCACAGCCAUGAAAAACUUAAUGUUAAUGAACGCUGUAAAAAAGGCUCCAGCAUUAAUGGGAGUGUCGUCAGCAGCAGCAGGACAAACAGCAUUAGUAGUCGCUGGAGCCACAGGUCUGGGGGCAGCAACAGCAGGAGGAGUAUAUGGUGGCUUGCUUGGAUAUGAAGCAGCUAAUGAUGCUAAGUCACCAUCAGAAGCUGCACAGAGAACAUAUGAGGCUAUAGUGGAGAAAGGAAAGUCUUUUAUCCGGUUUAAGUGAGAUUUUUUUAAUAAUUAUUAUCCAGGUAGUGGAAGGGAAAAAAGUAUCUUAUUAUUUCUUGAUGUCUUUACACUACACAUAUUAGUACUACAUACAUCGAAGAAAACAUUUUAAUUAUCUGGAGUCAGGUUUGUUGGCAAUUAGCUGAAAAGAUGAGAAACCAGGCUAAAACUGAUGUGAUGUGAAUGAUCUAAAUGACAGGGACUGAAACUAGGCCUUUGCUAGGGUUUUUUUGUGAAGAACCCAGAACCGGUGAAUGUUUCAACAAAGCGUUUCACAUCAGCACAUGUGCCAGCUGCAGAAGAUCAAACAACACUAGUAGCUGGAGCAGUAGGCUUGGUGGGAGCAGCAGCAGCAGCAGGAGGAGGUGUAAUGGGAGGUGUUUGGAAAUGAAGCCGCUAAG
Pundamilia nyererei is the source of this 1996-nucleotide messenger RNA. RefSeq lists its product as uncharacterized. Bases 121 to 1593 code for a protein of 490 amino acids. Gene Ontology annotation, molecular function: GTP binding. NCBI's taxonomy places the organism in Eukaryota, Metazoa, Chordata, Actinopteri, Cichliformes, Cichlidae. The record is from RefSeq and is a predicted model, not a curated record. The transcript is spliced from 5 exons.